AUCUCAGACCCAACUAAGCGGAAAACAGUUGACAGAGAAAGUUCAGCUACGCUAAAAACGUGGCUAGCUAGCCAUGGGAAAAACCCAUAUCCCUCGAAACACGAAAAGAUAGCUCUAGCUAUAGCUACAAAGAUGUCGCUAACGCAAAUUUCGACUUGGUUCGCUAAUGCUAGGCGCAGACUCAAAAAAGAA
Messenger RNA from Helobdella robusta, 192 nucleotides. RefSeq lists its product as hypothetical. The transcript has a single exon. Lineage: Eukaryota; Metazoa; Annelida; Clitellata; Rhynchobdellida; Glossiphoniidae. Gene Ontology annotation, cellular component: nucleus. The annotation marks the transcript as partial. The record is from RefSeq and is a predicted model, not a curated record. Gene Ontology annotation, biological process: cell development; regulation of transcription by RNA polymerase II; neuron differentiation. Gene Ontology annotation, molecular function: DNA-binding transcription factor activity, RNA polymerase II-specific; RNA polymerase II cis-regulatory region sequence-specific DNA binding.